Electrophorus electricus (electric eel) is the source of this 1426-nucleotide messenger RNA. RefSeq names its product CD5 molecule (gene cd5). Gene Ontology annotation, biological process: T cell costimulation. NCBI's taxonomy places the organism in Eukaryota, Metazoa, Chordata, Actinopteri, Gymnotiformes, Gymnotidae. Gene Ontology annotation, cellular component: plasma membrane. The record is from RefSeq and is a predicted model, not a curated record.
UCUGCAGACAGCAACAUACGAGAUGUGGAGAUGCACUGUAGGGAGUGAUAGAGACAGAACUAUGAUGGGGGAGGAGAGAUGACAAAAGGAGAGUUUUUACACCUCUGCCUCUUUCCUUUUACUUCAUUUGUAUUUGCUGCUUCCUCUACACAUUCCUCCAUGAGUUUUUCAGCGAAGGUACUGAUGGAGCUGCUUCUGCUUCUGGCAUUGAUUCCUGCUCUCCUGUUUGCUAGUCCCAAUGAUACUAUUCCCAGUACUACCCUUUUUUCCAGUACUGCAUCACAAACACUUCCAUAUAAAACCAGGAGCACAUCUGCACCAAACAUCAUUCGGGGCUUUCCUAUCUUGACCAGGUUGAAGGUGGAUUGGGAGAAGUCCAGUCCAUGUCAGGGCUUGGUGCUUCUCGUUCUCAAUUUCACAGAGAAACCAAAUGCCCUGUGUUAUGAGACUAUUAUGAAGUAUGACUUAGAAAAAUUGGGCAGAGACAUUUGUGAGGAAAUGAAAUGUGGAAUGUUCCUUGACUUCAAGUUAGCAAACAACAAGAUGGGUUACAUCAUCAAAGAGAAUGUGACACUGACCAAAUGUUCUCAAGUGUACAUCAACUGUGAAGACAGUAAAGAGCUGGUUACCUACAAAGCACUGACUGGUGUGCUACUGACCCUGGUCUUGGCUGUUGUUGUCUUACAGUUUGCCCGGCCGACAUACAUCGCCAUCCGCAAGAGAUUUUCACAGAAGAGGCAGAAUCGCUGGAUUGGCCCCACACAGAGUCAAAGUGUGUCCUAUCAUAGAGGCCAGGCUGCUCAUUCAGAUAACAAUAUGGUCAAGAGACAGUCUUAUCCUGGUUUGGAGAGACUUACAGUGAAUCCCAGCAGAGAGCCUUCAUCAAACCGGAACAGUGACUACGACUCAUACAGCUACCAUUAAGCACAUCUCUUCAUAUCCGAUUGCAAUGUAGGAGUAGGCUGUGCUUUGUGAGCAUGCCCAUUGGAUGGCUUCAGCUCUAUGUUCAUAUGCUUUAUGGAGCACAAAGGCAAGAAAAAUCAACAAGGGCCUCAACAGAAAAUGUUUAACCUGUUCAAGAUGCAGAAUAACGCCUAAGUUUUACCUGGAAUUUCACCUUUACAUGUUAAACUAAAAUUAUCUGUUUUGAUUCACUUGCUAUGGUGUUCAGACUUCUGACAAGCGCUAGACAGGAAAGUCAACAAUAUUUGUUUGUCUAUUUGUUUGUUUGUUUAAUAAAGGAUUAGUCCUAAAUUUUUAAAUAUUGUAGCAACACUGGAUUUCUACAAAUCAUAUUCGUAUUUUACCCUUAUAUUGUUUACUACCUGAAAAUGCCUACUUUUAUAUUGUAUUCUGUUCAGAUCUUGAAGUUCAUGUGUGAUGUUUUUAAAUGAAGUUUGUCAUAUAAAAAUAAAGAAAGAAAAAC